AUGGCGCUGCUCGCGAUCCAUUCUUGGCGCUGGGCAGCCGCGGGAGCUGCUUUCGAAAAGCGCCGGCAUUCAGCAAUUCUGUUUCGGCCGCUGGUUUCUGGGGGCGGCUCGAGUCGGCAGUGGAGGCUGGGUCAGCGUGGCGCAUCAGGAAGUGCUCGUAAGCACCAGAGCCCAGAAUUGUUAAGAAAUAGCACAUGGCAGAUAUGGGGAAAAGAUAAUUCAAGACAGUUAUUAGAUGCUACAAAGGCUCUCCAGUCAUGGCCACUGAUAGAAAAGAGAACAUGUUGGCAUGGUCACGCAGGAGGAGGACUCCACACAGACCCAAAAGAAGGGUUAAAAGAUGUUGAUACUCAGAAAAUCAUAAAGGCAAUGCUUUCUUAUGUGUGGCCUAAAGACAGGCCAGAUCUACGAGCUAGAGUUGCCAUUUCCCUGGGGUUUUUAGGAGGUGCAAAGGCCAUGAAUAUUGUGGUCCCCUUCAUGUUUAAAUAUGCUGUAGACAGCCUCAACCAGAUGUCGGGAAACAUGCUGAACCUGAGUGAUGCACCAAAUACAGUUGCAACCAUGGCAACAGCAGUUCUGAUUGGCUAUGGUGUAUCAAGAGCUGGAGCUGCCCUUUUUAAUGAAAUUAGAAAUGCAGUAUUUGGAAAAGUAGCCCAAAAUUCAAUCCGGAGAAUAGCCAAAAAUGUCUUUCUCCAUCUUCACAACCUGGAUCUGGGUUUCCACCUGAGCAGACAGACAGGUGCUUUAUCUAAGGCUAUUGACAGAGGAACAAGAGGUAUCAGUUUUGUCCUGAGUGCCUUGGUAUUUAAUCUUCUCCCCAUCGUGUUUGAGAUGACUCUUGUCAGUAGUAUUUUGUAUUACAGAUGUGGUGCCCAAUUUGCCUUGGUAACCCUGGGAACACUCGGUGCAUAUACAGCCUUCACAGUUGCAAUCACCCGGUGGAGAACUAAAUUUAGAAUAGAAAUGAACAAAGCAGAUAAUGAUGCAGGUAACGCCGCUAUAGAUUCACUGCUGAAUUAUGAAACUGUGAAGUAUUUUAAUAAUGAAAAAUAUGAAGCACAAAGAUAUGAUGGAUUUUUGAAGAGUUAUGAGAAUGCUUCAUUGAAAAGUACCUCUACUCUGGCUAUGCUGAACUUUGGCCAAAGUGCUAUUUUCAGUAUUGGUUUAACGGCUAUAAUGGUGCUCGCCAGUCAGGGAAUUGUGGCAGGUACCCUUACAGUUGGAGAUCUAGUAAUGGUGAAUGGACUACUUUUUCAGCUUUCAUUACCCCUUAACUUCUUGGGAACAGUAUAUAGAGAAACUAGACAAGCACUCAUAGAUAUGAACACCUUGUUUACUCUGCUCAAGGUAGACACCCGGAUUAAAGACAAAGAGAUGGCAUCUCCCCUUCAGAUAACACCCCAGACAGCUACAGUAGCCUUUGAUAAUGUGCAUUUUGAAUACAUUGAAGGACAGAAAGUCCUUAGUGGAGUAUCUUUUGAAGUCCCUGCAGGAAAGAAAGUGGCCAUUGUAGGAGGUAGUGGGUCAGGGAAAAGCACAAUAGUGAGGUUGUUGUUUCGUUUUUAUGAGCCUCAAAAAGGAAACAUUUACCUUGCUGGUCAAAAUAUACAAGAUGUAAGCCUGGAGAGCCUUCGGAGAGCCGUGGGAGUGGUACCUCAGGAUGCUGUCCUCUUCCAUAAUACUAUUUACUACAACCUCUUAUAUGGAAACAUCAAUGCUUCGCCUGAGGAAGUGCAUGCAGUGGCAAAAUUAGCUGGACUUCAUGAUGCAAUUCUUCGAAUGCCUUGUGGAUAUGACACCCAAGUAGGGGAACGAGGUCUCAAGCUUUCAGGAGGAGAAAAGCAGAGAGUUGCAAUUGCACGAGCCAUUUUGAAGAACCCGCCAGUCAUUGUCUAUGAUGAAGCUACGUCAUCAUUAGAUUCAAUUACUGAAGAGACUAUUCUUGGUGCCAUGAGGGAUAUGGUCAAACACAGAACUUCUAUUUUCAUUGCACAUAGAUUAUCAACAGUGGUUGAUGCAGAUGAAAUCAUUGUCUUGGAUCAGGGUAAGGUAGCUGAACGUGGUACCCACUACAAUUUGCUUGCUAACUCUAGCAGUAUCUAUUCAGAAAUGUGGCAUACUCAGAGCAGCCGUAUGAAUAACUAUGGUAACUCCAAAUGGAAUGCACAGAAAGAGAAUAUGUCCAAGGAGGAGGAAAGGAAGAAACUACAAGAAGAAAUUGUCAAUAGUGUGAAAGGCUGUGGAAACUGUUCCUGCUAAGUUAUAUGAAUCUUUCUUCCUCCAUCCCUCUCUCUCCCCUUCCUCCCUUUCUUUCUCCCUCCUCCCCUCUCCUCUUUCUUUCUUACCACACAUUUGCACUGAAGCAGAAUUGUUUAAUUAAAAUCAUACAUUCCCACUUGCUAUAAUCCUUUUAAGUAGGACUUUAUUUUCAGGAGGUUUUGAGUUUUAUACCUUUCAGUCUUAACAUGGCAUCUGUAUCCCCCAAAUUAUUUUCUUGCUUUAGCCCUAGUUGUGCUCAAUACAUAAAUUUUGUUACAUUUUUA
Molecule: messenger RNA, 2543 nt
Organism: Dipodomys ordii (Ord's kangaroo rat)
Lineage: Eukaryota; Metazoa; Chordata; Mammalia; Rodentia; Heteromyidae
Gene: Abcb7
Product: ATP-binding cassette, sub-family B (MDR/TAP), member 7
Exons: 16
Coding region: 1-2259 (752 amino acids)
Biological process (GO): intracellular iron ion homeostasis; transmembrane transport
Cellular component (GO): mitochondrial inner membrane
Molecular function (GO): ABC-type transporter activity; ATP binding; ATP hydrolysis activity
Source: RefSeq, a predicted model, not a curated record